Eleginops maclovinus (Patagonian blennie) is the source of this 7296-nucleotide messenger RNA. RefSeq names its product zinc finger C3H1 domain-containing protein-like. Gene Ontology annotation, cellular component: nucleus; exosome (RNase complex). The coding region runs from base 157 to 6807 and encodes 2216 amino acids. The record is from RefSeq and is a predicted model, not a curated record. The transcript is spliced from 36 exons. NCBI's taxonomy places the organism in Eukaryota, Metazoa, Chordata, Actinopteri, Perciformes, Eleginopidae. Gene Ontology annotation, biological process: RNA processing. Gene Ontology annotation, molecular function: protein binding.
AGAUUUGGAGGAGUUAGCAGUUUGAGCUAACAGAGCUCGAGCGGACCGAUCACACACGCUCCGGUGAAGCACGCGCUCUUUACCGGUUUCAGCCCCAUGAGUUAACCGGGCUCGUGCAGACAUUAGAGAGAGAGAGUAGAGGGAGAUUAGAGAGAGAUGGACCCGCGGACAGAAGAGCUGGAGGACGGAGAGAUCUGCGACGAUGAGCCCGAGGAGCGUGAUCCUCCACGGGGGGGGGAGGGGAGCAGGCCGGGAGAUCCUCCACUGAGAACCCCCCAUCAGCCCGGCCACCUGGCCGGCCACCAGCCUCACAACUUGCUGCCAGACCUCCGCCUCCUGAAGCCGUACCACCGUGGACCCCCCUUCCAACCGAGCCACCGGCAGCCCGAGCGGCCCGCCAGUCCUCCGCUGCUCGGUCCUCCGCCGAGCCCGAGGUCCAGCUUCUGGGAGCGGAGCCACGGGGCGCUGGGCCGCUUCAGGCACCGGGCCGUGCCAAACCGAGGGGGUCGGAACCAAGGGGCCCGGGGCGCCAGAGGGGGCCGGGGUCGGUUCGGUACCGGAGAGGGGCCCCUGGCUCGGUUCGGUCCUGGAGAGGGUCCUGUCGGUCGGUUCGGUACUGGAGAGGGUCCAGUCGGUCGGUUAGGUCCAGGAGAGGGUCCUCUCGGUCGGUUCGGACCCGGAGAGGGUCCCCCUGCUCGAUUUGGUCCUGGAGAUGGUCCUGUCGGUCGGUUCGGUCCUGGAGAGGGUCCCCCACCUCGGUUCGGUCUGGGAGAGGGUCCCCCACCUCGGUUCGGUCUUGGAGAGGGUCCCCCACCUCGGUUCGGUCUUGGAGAGGGUCCCCCACCUCGGUUCGGCCCCGGAGAGGGUCCUGUCGGUCGGUUUGGCCCCGGAGAGGGUCCCGUCAGUUGGUUUGGUCCCGGAGAGGGUCCUGUCGGUUGGUACGCAGGAGAGGGUCCUGUCGGUCGGUUCGGUCCCGGAGAGGGUCCCCCAGCCCGGUUUGGGCCCCUAGAGGUUCACGGUAACAAGAAGGACUCCCCCUCUAGAAAACAAAAACCAGUGAGGGCCCAAGGCAGGAGGCCGGCUCAUGGUCUCUCUAAAGCAGAGAGCGGCGGGGACGAGUCCUUCGAGGACCUCCUGUCCAAAUACCGGCAGAUCCAGCUGGAGCUGGAGAGCAUCCGCAAGCAGGAGACCAUGGCCCUGCAGCCCCCCGGGCCCCCUGCCAAAGACCAGGACCCCCAGUGCACCACUACACUCCUAGAGACUGGUCCUGGACAAACACCUGGACCAGCACCAGCAGAGGAGCCUUCUGAGCUGGAGAAGGCAGAGAAGAAAGUCUUCCAGGCGUUCAACAUCAAGCCCCUCCGUCAGAAGCUCCCCCCGCCGGCCCGACUGCAGCUGAGCGGGGCGCAGGGUGAGGGGCAGGAAGCAGGCGCUGCAGAGGAAGAGGAGCAAGCAGCGGGUGCAGCAGGAAGUGAACCAAAAGCUGAUGAAGAGGAGGAGGAAGAGGGGAAGAAGAAGAAGAAGUGUGUGUGCUGCAGCGAGGAAACCAACGAAGAAGAGAAGAACAACUGUGUGUGCUGCAGAGAGUCAUCGGCCUCCAGCGAGGAGGAGGCGCCGGAUAAGCCGCUGGUGAAGGUGGAGGAGGAGGAGGUGUCGGAGCUGUCGGAGCUGCAGCUGCGCCUCCUCGCGCUGCAGUCGGCCAGUAAGAAGUGGCAGCAGAAGGAGCAGCAGGUGAUGAAGAGCAGCAGGGAGCGCAUCACUAAAGCCGUGCAGCAGGAGAAGGGGGCCGUGCAGCAGAAGAGGGGAGCCGUGCAGCAGGAGAGGGGAGCCGUGCAGGAGAGGGGAGCCGUCCAGCAGGAGAAGAGAGGCCCCAUCCAGCAGGAAAGGAGGAGCACCAUGCAGAAGGAGAAGAGAUGCCCCAUCCAGCAGGAAAGGAGGAGCACCAUGCAGGAAAGGAGGGGUACCAUGCAAGAGAGGAGGAGCACCAUGCAGGAGAGGAGGGCUACAAUGCAGCGAGAGAAGAGGAGCACCAUGCAGCAGGAGAGGAGCCCCAUACAGAGAGUUACCAGGUCCUCCUCCGCUGCAGAGAGGAGCAGAACCAGGUCUGGAGACUCAGAGAGAGGGGGCGCUGUGACGAGGACUCACCUGAACAAGAAAAUGAUCAGCCCAGGCUCGAAGGUGAAGCAGGCCUUCAGGAAGCAGCAGCUGAGGACCUGGAAGCUGCAGCAGCAGAGGGAGCAGGAGGAGGAGGAGGAGCGCCGCAAACGGGAGGAGGAGGAGCGUCGCAAACGAGAGGAAGAGGAGCGCCGCAAACGAGAAGAGGAGAUCCGUAGGAUCAGAGACCUGUCCAACCAGGACGAGCAGUACAACCGCUUCAUGAAGCUGGUUGGGGGGCGGCCCCGUACCCGCAGCAAGUCCCGGGAUGUGGAGCACAGGAAGUCUGCAGGUAAACAGGGCCUGGACUCCUCGGGGAAUCUGUACCAGUACGAUAACUACGACGAGGUUGCCAUGGAGACAGACAGCGAGCCCGCCUCCCCAGCAGCGUCCCCUCCUGCAGACGAGGCCACAGACUUCCAACAGAUCACAGAUUGUCUGCACUUCACUCAGGAUUUCUCUCAGCCGUUCUUCCCCCCCAUGCUGUGUGGCCUGCCUCCCCCUCCUCCACCCCUCCCCCCCCCAGACGAGCUGGAGCCCCCCCCCAAACCUCCCUUUGCUGAUGAGGAGGAGGAGGAGGAGAUGCUGCUGAGGGAGACCUGCCUGAUGUCCAUGGCCCACAAGAGAGUGACGCCAGCAGAGGAGAAGAGCUCCAGCGCUCCCCCCUACCCCGACUGUUCUCCAUCAGCAGAUCUUCAGCAGCCAAUCAGAAGCAACCUGAGCAGCGUCAGCCUGAACACUGUCAGCCUGAACACCGUCAGCCUGACUCGUAGCAACAAGUUCAGCAGAGGAGCCCGGGCCCCCCUGGUUCUGCCCCGACACAAGGCGGUGGUGGUCUCUCUCCGAGAUUCUGAAGACAGCGACUCUGACGGAGAUACACAGCCGGCCUUCGGAGGCCUGGAGUUCAUGAUCAAGGAGGCCCGCCGGACUGUGGAGGCAGCGAAGCCGAAGGCGGCGUCGGGUUCUGAGAAGGAGAACAACCCGGGCCGGACCCCAGAGGCUCUCCCUGAAGCCCAGCGGGCUGAGUACCGGCAGCUGAAGGAGGAGAUCGCCAGCCGGGAGAAGCAGAAGAUGCUGAAGGAGCUCGGGGCUCCACUCCGGGGCUCCUCCUCUCCCUCCGUCCCCGACGCUGUGCAGGAGGCGACCAUCAGAGCUGCUGCAGAAUGCCGACUCAGCGAAGCAGAACAGAGGCUUAGCAGGCACAGGGAGCUGCAGCAGAGGGACGAGGCUGUGCUGCGACACCUCCUGCAGCAGGAGCAGAAGAAGAGGGAGUCUCUGAAGGCGGCGGAGGGGAAGGUGCUGAGAGCGCGGGAGCAGCUGCAGGCGGCGGAGAAGGUGGUGAUGGCCAACAGGACACUGCUGAAGAAGCUGCAGGAGCAGGUGCAGCGGGUGGAGCAGCGCGUCUCUCUGAAGCAGAGUGUGUGUGAGCGGCUGCAGCUGCAACUGUCGGCGGCGCAGCAGGCUGCAGGAGGCGGAGCUAAACGCAGAGCAGACCCCAUCCACAGCCAGACAACGAAGCAGCGGCGUGUGGACGGCGGCCCCCGGGGGGCGGGGGGGCACUUUGCAGAGCUGCUGGCUCAGAAGCAGCGUCUGCAGCAGCUGGAGGCGGAGUAUGCUCUGAAGAUCCAGCAGCUGAAGGACCGGCAGGCCCUCCGAGCCGCCCUCCCCUCAGAGCUGCCACCCCCCUCAGAGCUGCCCCCUCCACAAGUCUCAACCCACCCACAAACCCCAGCCCCCUCCUCCCCCCUCCCCCUGCCGCAGCCCUCCCUGCACGACCUCACCCAGGACAAGCUGACGCUAGACAGCGAGGAUGAGGCCGAGGAGCCCGCCCCCACUGCUGCUGCUGUGGGGGAGGGGGGCCGCCGCCGGUCCCUCCGUCAGUCAUGCUGCUCCUUCACCAAACCCCACCUGGAGCCACCCGGCUCCCCCAAAGAAAAGCCCCUCCCGCUCCCCCCCAGGCCAGAGCUGUUCGGUGGACUGCAGCUGGAGGCUCUACAGCAGGGUGGGGGGCCAGGGGGGCUCGGGGAGCUGCUGCAGAAGGAGCUGCUGCUCCUGGGGGGGGACGUCCACUGCCCCCCCAAUGCACAGGUGGUUUCCGUGGAGAUGGAUGCAGCCAUCAGCCAAUCUGGGAGCGGGGAUCUGAAGCCUGUCCCCUUCACAGCCUAUCACAGCCCCCUGCUGGUCUUCAGGUCCUACAGGUUCAGCCCCUACUUCCGAACGAAGGAAAAGCUGCCUCUGAGCUCCCUCACCUACAGCAACUGCAUCGAGGCCAGGAGGAGCUUCUGCCGCUUCGAGCUGAGCGGCACCUGCAACGACGACCUCUGCCGAUGGCAGCACAUGAGGGACUGCACGCUCACAGGAAACCAGCUCCUGCAGGACUUCCUGUCCUACAACCUUUCUCUGAUUGGCUGCUCAGAGACCAGCUCAGACCAGGACAUCAGUGUGUGCACAGAGCGUUACAUGCAGCAGCUGUUUGGUUCUAACUCUGUCCGGAUGUCUCUGGAUCAGAAGGCGGUGCUGCUCGUCAGCAAGGUGAACGAGAGCCGGCGCCACGUGCCCCCCUUCACCACCUGUAAGGACCCCAGGACCUGGAGGCCCUCUGCUCAGAACAGCGCCUCCCCCCAGGAGGAGAGUGAGGACGAGUCUGCAGCGGGGGAGACCAUGGAGGGGCGGAGGCACGACCCUGGGGGUGUGUCUCUGGACGUUUGUGUCUCCUCGGAGGACAAACGGUACUUCCUCAGCGAGACGGACGACCUCUCAAACCUGGAGCUGAGCGUCCUGCAGAGCCCCCGCGACACCCAGCUGUGGAUCAAACUGGCCUUCAAGUACCUGCAGCAGAGCGAGCCGUGUGCAGCGGAGGGUCUGGAGGCGGCCCUCAACACGCUGUCCCGGGCCCUGGAGAGUAACUGCGGGGACCCCGAGGUGUGGAGCCACUACCUGAGCCUGUUCUCCAGGCGGGGCAGCCGGGAGGAGCUGCAGCAGAUGUGUGAGAUGGCGGUGGAGCAUGCGCCGCACUACAGGGUGUGGUGGGAGUACCUGCAGCUGGAGGGGUCCUUUGAGGGGAAGGACUUUGUGUGUGAGCGCCUGCUGCAGUUCCUGCUGACGCCCCCCACCUCUGACGGAGACUCCUCCCAAGACUCCUUCCAGCUGAUGGAGGCGCUGCUGUACCGGGUGCAGCUGCAUGUGUUCAGCGGGCGAGGGGGCAGCGCGCUGGCUCUGCUGCAGGGCGCUCUGAAGGCUCCUCAGCAGUGCAGCCUGGCGGACCACCUGUCUGUCCCUCACCGCGCUCUGCUCUGGCUCUGCUUCGUCCACCUGACAGAGUUCAGCCGGCUGCCGGCCGCCCUCUUCCUGCCGGCCGAGUCCGGGCCCGGCCGCCUCGUCAGCACUGACCACUUUGUGCUGCCCUGGAGGACGCCGCAGGACAUCAGCACGCCAACAGACACUCUGAUUGCUUUGCUCCAGGACGGCGUGCUGCAGUGCAGUGACGAGCGUCUGUCCGUCAGCGAGAGGACUCUCUCCUGCCUUCCUCUGCACCACAACCUCCUCUUCCUCUACCGCCUCCUGGAGAGGUAUGAUGAGGGUGUGGCCCUCUGUGAGGCGCUGCUGCAGGUGUGUCCUGACUCCGCCCCUCUGAGAGUCUCUCUGUCCCAGCUGCUGCUGCUGAGGGGGGACGCAGAAGGGGGGCUCAACACCUGGCUGCACGCUCUGACCAAGAGCCCCCACAAUGCCGAGCUGCUGUACCACUGCUGCUGCUUCCUCAGAGCUCAGGAAAGGUGCAGCGCCAUAGCUCCGCUGGUCCGAGGCUUCAUGCUGUCGCUGUGUGAGGAGCAGCAGAGCGUCAGGGACCCCGUGGACGUCCUGCGGCAGCUGCUGGGUUUCCCCAGCGAGGAGCUGCAGAGAGCGCCCAUCAUCAGGGAGCUUCAGGAGCCGCUCCGCCAGCAGAGGCCCUACCUGCACCUCAUCCACUGCUGCUGGCAGUGGCUGCACGGCUCAGUGGACCACACUGUGGACGCUUACGAGAGAGCACUGGGGUCCGUCCUGCAGCGGGACCAGCUGCAAACUCUGUGGAUGGAAUACCUGGAGUUCAGCUCUGUGUCCCUGAGUCGGUCCAAACGGUUCUCAAAUCUGAUCCAUCGCUGCCUCAGCACCGUCCCGUCCCGCCUGUCUGUCCCCUUCAACCCCGCUGAGUUCUGGAGCUGCUACACCUUCCACAACAAGGUUGUAAUGCUCUACCUGAGCUGUCUGCCGCAAUCCCAGCAUGCUCUUGUUCUGGAGAGACUAAGAUAUGCCAUGCCCAACAACACUGAACUUGGUCUGAGGUUGCUGCAUCAGGAGUGGCAGGACGGAAACAUCGAGCAUCUGAAGUUCCAGGUCCGGAUGCUGAGCAGCCAUUCUCCCAAGUGCCUCGCCUACUGGAACAUAGCGAUAGCUGUGGAGAAGGAGCUGAAGCAAACUUCUGAGGUGCGACGUCUGUAUCAGCAUGCUCUGACCAACCUUCCUCUUUGUGCUGAGCUGUGGAAACAUCGCCUGCUGGCUGCAGCAGCUGCAGGAGUUGGACCCCCGCGGCUGCGGAGGCUGCUCUCCAGGGUUCAGCAGGUGGGAGUGAGUCUCGGUCUCAGUGAGCAUCUCACUUUAGUGACCGAAGAUCAGUGACAUUAAAGAUUAAUAAGCUGUAGAUGAGUGAGAGCAGACCGAGGUAAGACGGACCCCCCCCCACCCCCCACCCCCCACAGAGUGUCCACAUGUGUCUCAUCAUGGACGUAAGUAUAGACCUGCUGAGUGACCUGGUGAUGAAUUCAUGUUUUUGUUUGUCACUUUUCAUUUGGACCUCAUUCCCUCCCUUUUUAUUUUACCUGAGCCCUCUCACCCCCCCCCCCCCCCCCCCCCCCCCUUCUGUAGCAAUGCUGCAUCUGCACGUUGUGUUUUCUUUGUCUCCUGAGGAAACACAAGACUUUUAUUUUGUUAGAGAUCAAACUGAAUAUUUUGAGAGACUGACUCGCUGCAGGACUCGCUGCUCUGCUGGGUUUUUUGUCAAAGUUCUACCAUAAAGUGAUGAAAGAGUACCAGAGCGCAGAGGAGACCUUCCACUGAUGUUUUUUACAUGUUGGAUUUAAAUGUUAUUAAAUUAUUUUCUAAAUAUAA